AUGACCAAGGGCAAAGUAGCGGCGCGUGCCGCUCCCAAACCCGCGUCCAAGGGUGCUACUGCAUCGACGAAGCCGAAGAGUGCCGAGAAUGAAUUGGUGGAUGCGUACUUGCGGACCACGCCUGCCCGCUUCAAGCUCAUUGAUGGCUUCCUCCUCAUGCUGUUCUUGACGGGUGUCUUGCAGUUCGUGUAUUGUGUGCUGUUGUCGGACUAUCCCUUCAACUCCUUCAUCUCAGGGUACGUCAUGGGAGCUCAUAGCAGCUUUGCCGCAACUGUUGGACAAUUUGUGCUUGCGUUGGCGCUUCGCAUGCAGCUGGCCGCCGUCGUCGACGGCCAGCCUCGCGUGUCUGAGAAACGGGCUUUCUCUGAAUUUGUGUUAGCGUCCAUUGUACUCCAUUUCUUUGUGGUCAACUUCCUUGGCUAA
Molecule: messenger RNA, 423 nt
Organism: Malassezia sympodialis ATCC 42132
Lineage: Eukaryota; Fungi; Basidiomycota; Malasseziomycetes; Malasseziales; Malasseziaceae
Gene: OST2
Exons: 2
Coding region: 1-423 (140 amino acids)
Biological process (GO): protein N-linked glycosylation
Cellular component (GO): oligosaccharyltransferase complex; membrane
Source: RefSeq, a predicted model, not a curated record